UCAGUGUGUUUCCUGUGUGUUUCAGCUCACGUGGAGAAUGAGGAGCAGUACAUUCAGUCCUUGGAGAAGUUCGGAGACAACUGUGUCUGCAGGGAGGACGCCGAGGUCGGCUCCGCCUUCCUCAAGUUCGCCGUUUUCACCAAAGAGCUGACGGCGCUCUUCAAGAACCUGAUGCAGAACAUGAACAACAUCAUCACGUUUCCUCUGGACAGUCUGCUGAAGGGCGACCUGAAGGGCGUCAAAGGGGAUCUGAAGAAGCCGUUUGACAAAUCCUGGAAGGACUACGAGACCAAACUAGCAAAGAUUGAGAAGGAGAAGAGGGAGCACGCCAAGCAGCACGGGAUGAUUCGCACCGAGUUCAGCGGAGGAGAGAUCGCCGAGGAGAUGGAGAAGGAGAGACGACUCUUCCAGCUACAGAUGUGCGAGUAUCUCCUCAAAGUCAACGAGAUCAAAGUGAAGAAAGGUGUCGACUUCCUCCAGAACCUCAUCAAGUAUUUCCACGCUCAGUGCAAUUUUUUUCAGGACGGACUGAAGGCUGUGGAGAGUCUGAAACCUUCUGUGGAGAAACUGGCGACCGACCUGACGGCGAUUAAACAGACUCAGGACGGAGAGAGGAAACAGCUGACUCAGCUCCGAGACGUCCUGAAGGCGUCUCUGCAGUCUGAGCAGAAAGAGGACGCUCAGGCCAAACAGAACGCAGGUUACAGCCUCCACCAGCUGCAGGGAAACAAGGCUCACGGCACUGAACGCUCCGGAGUCCUCUACAAGAAAAGUGAGGGACUCAGGAAGGUGUGGCAGAAAAGGAAGUGCUCGGUGAAGAACGGUUUCCUGACCAUCUGCCACGGCACGGCUAACAGACCUCCAGCCAAACUCAACCUGCUCACCUGUCAGGUGAAGAGGAAUCCAGACGAGAAGAAGAGCUUCGACCUUUUCUCACAUGACAGGACGUAUCACUUCCAAGCCGAAGACGAAGCCGAGUGUCAGAUCUGGGUGUCGGUGCUGCAGAACAGUAAAGAAGAGGCGCUGAACAAAGCGUUUAAAGGCGACCAGGACGAAGGAGAGAACAACAUUGUGCAGGAGCUGACCAGAGCCAUCGUAGGAGAGGUGAAGAGGAUGAGUGGCAACGACAGCUGCUGCGACUGUGGAGCUUCAGGUCCCACCUGGCUGUCCACCAACCUGGGGGUGCUGAUCUGUAUCGAGUGCUCGGGGAUCCACAGGGAGAUGGGGGUCCACUACUCCAGGAUCCAGAGUCUGGACCUGGACGUCCUGGGGACCUCCGAGCUGCUGUUGGCGAAGAACGUGGGAAAUGCCAGUUUCAACGAGAUCAUGGAGGCAGAUCUGUCGGUGCAGGGCGUCACCAAACCUAGUCCGUCCAGUGACAUGCAGAUGAGGAAGGAUUACAUCACAGCGAAGUACACGGAGAAACGCUUCGCCCAGCGACUUUGUGCGGACGCUGCGUCCAGACUGCAGGUUCUGUACGAGGCCGUCAGGAACAGGGACAUCCUGUCUCUGAUCCAGGUCUACGCCGAGGGGGUGGACCUGAUGGAGGCCAUCCCACAGCCCAACGAACAUGAACCUGGAGAGACGGUGCUCCACCUGGCCGUCCGCAUGGUCGACAGAAACUCCCUCCACAUUGUUGACUUCCUCGCCCAGAACAGUGGUAACCUGGACAAGCAGACGGCAAAAGGAAGCACAGCACUGCAUUACUGCUGUCUGACGGACAACAGCGAGUGUCUCAAACUGCUGCUGAGAGGAAAAGCUUCAGUGUCCAUCACAAACGAAGCAGGCGAGACGCCGCUGGACAUCGCCAAACGUCUGCGACACACUCUGUGUGAAGAACAGCUGACUCAGGCUCAGACUGGAAAGUUUAACGUCCACGUUCACGUCGAGUACGAGUGGCGUCUCCAGAAUGACGACAUGGACGAGAGCGAGGACGAGAUGGAGGACAAGCCCAUCCCGAACCGCCGUGAGGAGCGUCCGGUCAGCUGCUUCGUGCCGGGCAGUGGCCCCAUACAGCCCAACCUGGCGGCGUUGGCCCGAGACGCCGCCUGCCUGGUGCGGGACAAACAGAGGCCUCAGGUCCCCAGUAUGAUGAUCAGCAACGAGACCUACGGCACCAUGUUGGACCUCAACCUGCCGCCGGGACCAACACCCCCACUGCCGCCCAGAGGACCCAACAGAGGUUCAGGACACGGUAAACCUGCUGCCAUGGAAACAGUCGGGAGACAGCGGUCGUCCUCCGACCCCCCCAACCCUCUAACCCCUGAGAGGAACUCCUCCAUGUACGUGCUCCCAGCAGGUCCUCCUCCUCCAGUAAACAAGAGGUCCAGUAUGUUGGAGACCAAGACCGUGUCAGCCAGGAACACGCCCCUCCCUCCUCUGCCACCCCCACCAACAGCUGGACUCCCCCCAGUCUUCCCAGUACCUCCAAUCCCCCCACCACCCACCAUCCCACCACCACCCCACUACAAAGCUCCGCCCCAUCCUCCACCAGUCCCCCUUCACCAGACCAGUAGACCUCCAGGACCACCAGUACCACCAGGUCCCAAGUCCCCUAAAUCACCCUCUGGAUCAGUGAAAACUCCUCCUCAGAGACCUCCAGUCAGGACGGCGUCUGUGGACAAACGAGGGUCUCAGUCCAAAUCCCCACAAACUCCAAUGCCUCCGACGCCCAAACCCAGAAGCACUUUCUCCAAGCAGAAGCCUCAGAGGGUGAAGGCCAUCUACAACUGUAACGCUGAUAAUCCAGACGAGCUGACGUUCGCUGAGGGAGAGGUGAUCGUGGUGGAGGGGGAGGAGGACAGCGAGUGGUGGGUCGGUCACGUUGAAGGAGACCCGAGCAGGCGAGGAGUGUUUCCUGUCACCUUCGUUCACUUCAUCACAGAGUGACGUCAGGUUCACACCUGCGCUCCGCUCACCUGGAGCCGAAACAUCCAGGACAAAGACUCACAGUGAUCCGCCUGAGAGACGAACACGACUGCAACUCAAAAACACUGAAGCUGCUUUAUUUUAAUGUUCCGGCUUCUGUCAGAUUUUCCCUCUCACAUGUUUUACAUUUACAAACUCACCUGUGACUCCACCUUUACAAACUCACUGAACUGUAUUUUAAAUUUUAGACAAGAUGACAAAGUUUCCCAGGAGAUCCUAAAUGUGUCAGGAUGAGUUUGUUUCAAAGGAUCCAGCAGACAAAAAAGAAACUUGGUUAAGUUUGAAUAUCGAGCUUCAUAUAAACAUCUACACUGAGUGGCUGCAGCGACCCUCUGCUCCUGGUUUAACUCCUUAAAUCUAAUGAAAAGAAACGUUAGUGCUGCACACAGAAUCACCUGACAGACAGCAGUGUUCCUCGGUGCAGUAGAGCAGCUCCUGUUUCCCAGUUAGUGUGUGAAGAAUGGACUGGUUCCUGACCUCACCACCUUUGGGAUGAACUGGAACGUCACCUGUGAGUCAGACCUGAUCACCAUCGUCAGUGUGACGCUCUGCUGUCUGAACGCUUCAACAUCCCACUGAAACCCGAGGCUGUGAAUGCAGCACAUAUAUGAGUACUGUUAAACAGAGUCUGCUGGUAUCAAACCUGUGACGUUACAGCCCCAAAAAUACUCUGAUGUGUUUGUUAUUGUUUAUGUCUCUGGUAGAAAUUAUUAAUUUUAACCUGUUGGCUGAAGGGAAACUUUUGAUUUUCUCGUACUUUCAUUUUCUUAUAACGCUCAAUGUCAUUAAAACACCUGAAAUUACGCCUGUAACG
Molecule: messenger RNA, 3742 nt
Organism: Epinephelus moara (kelp grouper)
Lineage: Eukaryota; Metazoa; Chordata; Actinopteri; Perciformes; Serranidae
Gene: asap2b
Product: ArfGAP with SH3 domain, ankyrin repeat and PH domain 2b
Exons: 26
Biological process (GO): positive regulation of GTPase activity
Cellular component (GO): cytoplasm
Molecular function (GO): GTPase activator activity; protein binding
Source: RefSeq, a predicted model, not a curated record